This is a messenger RNA of Ceutorhynchus assimilis (cabbage seed weevil), 1095 nucleotides long. The record is from the annotation of a GenBank genome assembly. NCBI's taxonomy places the organism in Eukaryota, Metazoa, Arthropoda, Insecta, Coleoptera, Curculionidae.
AUGAGGCAAAUCGCUUUUGUUAUCCUAAUCGCAAUUCACUUUAGUGCCCAAUGUAUAGUAACAAAAUUCGAAGAUGUCGAAGAAGCCUUAAAAUGCCCACAAAUAAUCCUGGACAAUUUACACGUGCCAGCAGGUUUGACGCUAAAACUAAACUUAACAGAUAAGGCUGAAGUGGUUUUUAGGGGCAACAUUUCCUUUGGUUUCAAACAUUGGGAUGGGCCUUUAGUUACCAUCAAUGGCACUGGAAUUAUUGUAAGAGGAGAAUCUAAUUCUGUCCUAGAUGGUUUAGGCCAAUCUUAUUGGGACGGCCAAGGGGGCUGGAGCAAUUCAAAGCCUCAAUUUUUCACUAUUCAGGCAUUUGGAGGCUCUAUUUUUAGAGACAUUCGUAUUAUAAACACACCUAAAGAUGUCGUACAAAUAACCAAUUCUGAUAGGGUUGAAUUUGCAAAUUGGUUCAUAGAUGAUUCAUUGGGAGAUCCUGGUAUUGCCCCAAAAGGCCAGGAAGGUCACAACACUGACGCUUUUGAUGUUUGGAAUUCUACUAAUGUUGUAAUCAGGGAUUCGGUUGUUUAUAAUCAAGAUGAUUGUGUUGCUUUGAGAUGUGGUUCAAAUAUCUCAGUUUCAAACUUAUAUUGCCAUGGGAGUCAUGGUUUAAGCAUUUCAGUAGGCUUUAGUAAUGAUUCUGUAGCAUUAAACACCAUUAGAAAUGUAAGUUUCUCAAAUUCCAUCUUGGAUGGUGGUAGAAAUGGUAUUCAUAUAAAAACCCACAUUGAUGGUGGCUUUGGUAAUAUUACUGGGGUAAUUUAUAGUAAUAUUACCAUAAAAGAUAUCCAAUAUAAUGGUAUUCUUAUUGAACAAAACUACAAAAACAGCCCACCAAAAAAUGCCACAUUUGAAGCACAAGAGCCCAGAAAUAAUGUACCAAUAAGAGAUUUAAUAUUAGUUGACGUCACUGGUAGUGUAACCAAAAAUGCAAUACCAAUUGAAAUUGUUUGUGCAGAUGAAGGUUGUUUUGGUUGGAGAUGGUUUGGAGUUAAAGUAGAAGGUGGAAAAAACAACAACUGCAAUUUUGAACCACACGGAUUUAUUUGUUAA